GUGAAGAAAGUUUCCUGCAAUGCGGGAAUAGAGCAAAGCUAAAAUGCAGAGUUUUCCCCAUGACAGGGGGGACUCAGAAAGGAGCCUCUGAGCUUCUUGCUUAACCUGGUGAUCAAUAUGCGCACAAUGGCGAGGAAAAGUCAGUCUCCCAGCGACUCGGUCUUCCAGUUUGACAUUCCUGGCAGCCCAAGAAAGGCAGGCUCCGAGGCCCCACGCAGCUCCACAGACAGCCCCGGCUCGGUGUUUCUCAGCUCAGAGGCUGAGAAUGGUGUGGAGGAGAAAAAGAAGAUCUGCAAGUCGCCAACAGUCCAGUCCCCAAGCCCAUCCAUUGAGGCCGAGUCCCCAGACCAGAAGAGAAUCCUUUCCUUGCGGUCCAAAUCCAGUUUUGACGGUACCUCUUUAACAAGCGACAAGAACGACUGUAAAGCAGAAAGCAAAAAUGAAUCUAAGAUGGACAGGAAAAAGUAUUCGUCUUCCAGCCAGUACAAGGCCAAUAUGCACUUCCACAAGUUGUUCCUUGAUGUCCCAACUGAGGAACCACUGAGGCAAAGUUUUACCUGUGCUCUACAGAAAGAGAUAUUAUACCAGGGGAAGCUCUUUGUAUCAGAAAACUGGAUUUGUUUUCAUUCCAAGGUCUUCGGAAAAGACACUAAGAUCUCUAUUCCGGCGUUCUCAGUCACCCUCAUAAAGAAAACCAAAACUGCCCUCCUCGUGCCAAAUGCCUUAAUUAUAGCAACAGUCACAGACCGGUACAUAUUUGUCUCCUUCCUCUCCAGAGAUUCUACUUACAAGCUACUGAAAUCUGUGUGUGGACACUUAGACAAUACGAGCGUCGGGAACAGUCCCAACCCAUCUUCUCUUGAAAACAGUUUCCGGGCAGACCGCCCUUCAUCUCUGCCUCUGGAUUUCAACGAUGAAUUCUCAGAUCUGGAUGGAGUGGUUCGACAAAGAAGGCAAGACAUGGAAGGAUACAGCAGCUCUGGUUCUCAGACUCCUGAAUCUGAGAACUCUCGAGAUUUCCAUGUGACAGAAUCCCAGACAGUUCUGAACGUCUCCAAGGGAGAAACAAAACCAACCCGGGCAGAUGCCCAUGUGAAUAGAGUGCCUGAAGGAAAAGCCAAGAUUCUCCCUGUACAUGGUCAGUCAGAAACCACUGGAGUCCUACACAAAUUCAAGUCUCAGACAUGUAUGACUCUCCACCAUAUUCUUAUAUUUUACGCAAUUGUUGUCUGUGCACUAAUCAUCUCGACCUUCUACAUGAGAUACAGAAUUAAUACUCUGGAGGAGAGGCUGGGGUCACUAACCUCCAUCGUGGACACUCAUCAUCAGGAACAGACAGCACCAUCCGGCCUGGGGUCACAAGUACAAUUAAAUGUGGAGGUCCUCUGCCAAGAGCUGACGGCUAACAUAAUGAAAUUAGAAAAGAUACAAAACAACCUCCAGAAGCUGCUUGAGAAUGGUGACUGACAGACUGGGUCAACCGUUCAGGCCGACAUGAUACCUCGCUCACGCGUCCCUUUGGAGAAGGUGCUCCCUGAGGCAUUUUGGUGGAGCGCUCCCUGCUGGCCAGAGGAGCUGGCGGACCUACAUCCCCAGCCAUGUUUGCACUUGGAGGUCUCCAGCUCAGGAAGGGGGGAAGGGGGAAUAAUUCUGGUUCCUGUGCAAUAAACAUUGACCCUGUCUAAGGGAGUUUUCAGUGCUGCUGCCCGAACAAAACAGACCCAUGUCUGGAGGUCUCUGGAAGGGCCUGGUGGACACUCUUGGGUGAUUUUGGUGCCACGGUUCUCGUGACUGUAUCAGCAAACACACUCCACUCUGUGCCUUUUUAGUCCUUUCUGUGCUCCUUUUCUCUCCUUUACACCCCUCUGAACCAGCCUUCAAACGAAGGGAGAGAUCAUGUGCCAAAAACCUGAUACGGUCCUUUCAAGAAUGAGCCCUGGUUCUCCAAAACAGAUUUGCCUCAAAGAACACCAGCAUUUUUUUUUCUUUUCCGCCCUUCUGCUGUUCUGUUCUGCUUUAAAUCAUCCUGCGUAUCUUCUCAAUUCAGUACGGACAAGAAUAUCACAAAGCAGAUUAAAAGUACCCGUUUGCGUUGUGCUUUGUUCCUGUAACUAAUACUUAAUUGGACUGAUCAUCACCCGGCCCAGAUCAAGAAUCUAUGACCACAUGCAACUAAAGUACUAAAUUAAACUUACUCAAAACCAAAACUAAUCUUUAAACCAAAAAGUACAAUAUGAUUUGAUACUGGAUGAAAAACCCUGAAGUUUUAAGUUUAUAGGUGGAUGAUGUUAGUUUUGAAACAGGCUGCCUACAUGGAAUGCUGAAACCCCUCCCAGCGUGACAAAUGAAUGCUUCUCUCUCUUGCUGACCAGAAGUAACUGGUGGUUUCCUAACUUCUAUUUACCAUAUGGGUUGGCUGGUUUUUAUUAAUAAUUAUUUAGGUACCAUAAGAUCUGUAAUAUAAAUGAUAUUCUGUUUCUAUUGGCAAUGCAUUUUAUAAUCAUUUCUAUGAAAUGUACUUUGUUUAAUCAGAUAAGCUAAUAAAUGAAUUGGUUACUUUAUAUUUGUUAGCCUGUUGGACAAGAACUGUGCCUGGUGCACCCACCCCCCCCCCCGGCUUUUAAUAAAUACUCAUUGGCUAAAAUGCCCUG
This is a messenger RNA of Enhydra lutris kenyoni (northern sea otter), 2651 nucleotides long. RefSeq names its product GRAM domain containing 2B. The record is from RefSeq and is a predicted model, not a curated record. Lineage: Eukaryota; Metazoa; Chordata; Mammalia; Carnivora; Mustelidae. The transcript is spliced from 14 exons. Bases 118 to 1467 code for a protein of 449 amino acids.